Messenger RNA from Puccinia graminis f. sp. tritici CRL 75-36-700-3, 345 nucleotides. RefSeq lists its product as uncharacterized. The coding region runs from base 1 to 345 and encodes 114 amino acids. The record is from RefSeq and is a predicted model, not a curated record. NCBI's taxonomy places the organism in Eukaryota, Fungi, Basidiomycota, Pucciniomycetes, Pucciniales, Pucciniaceae. The transcript has a single exon.
AUGAGUGGUCUUGGCUUUGUAACGGGAGGUGGCAAAAAGUCCAACCCGCUUGCUUCAGGGAACAACGGUACCCAGGUGGAUGCCGAUGGUAGCGGUUCUGGCGGCCCAGGAAUGGGUGGCAGGGGUUCCGGUUCUGGAGCAAGUGGUUCUUUGGGCGACGCUGGGGCCGGUGGACUAUCCGGGCCAGGCGAAAGCACGGGCGGCGGCUCUUCGGGACAUGCCGGGGGCGCUGGCUUCGGCUCUGGAUCAUCGGGCGCAAUGUCUGGAGCUGGCAGUGGUGAUGACGGUUGUGCAUGCAAGAGCGACUCGUCCACCCAUUUGCGUAUACGAAGCCUUGAGCAGUAA